This is a messenger RNA of Bombyx mori (domestic silkworm), 6217 nucleotides long. RefSeq names its product snRNA-activating protein complex subunit 1. NCBI's taxonomy places the organism in Eukaryota, Metazoa, Arthropoda, Insecta, Lepidoptera, Bombycidae. Gene Ontology annotation, cellular component: snRNA-activating protein complex. The coding region runs from base 2857 to 5796 and encodes 979 amino acids. The transcript is spliced from 2 exons. Gene Ontology annotation, molecular function: catalytic activity; sequence-specific DNA binding. The record is from RefSeq and is a predicted model, not a curated record. Gene Ontology annotation, biological process: snRNA transcription by RNA polymerase III; snRNA transcription by RNA polymerase II.
CGGUAGAAAUGCUACAUCAGAGCUCGCUGAGCUUUCCGAGGAAGUGAUACUCAUAGCCAAGAAGUACAUGGUCUCGACUACUAGCAACUUUGAGCUAUACAAUGCCAAAAAAUCUAGUGAUGUAGAUGAUGGAAGGUUCCAGCUAUUCGUUAGAAACUAUAAAGAUUCAGACAUCAAUGAAAAUUAUAGAAAAAAAAUUCAAAAAUUUGAGGCAAGCUCAAUACCACCGCAUAAGAGUGAGCUUUAUCAACAACUUUUGAGGGCCCACUAUAUUUCUUCUAUUUGGAGAAAUGCUUACAAAAAGCAACUCACAACUUUAGACCCAUUGGAGUAUGGUUGGAUUGAGCAGGACAACAUAUAUGCCUUCAAAGGGUUCGAAGGUGACCAACUUCCAUAUUUUGUGAGUGACUUAAUCACCAAUUAAGUGAUAGUAAGUUGGUAAGUUGAUAACAAUUCUUUCUCGAACAUGUUCAGAUGAAUUUACGUUCAUUUUACAAUUUAUGUUUUAUUUUUGCAGUAUUCGAUUCAAUGGUUGAUGAAGACGAGUCGCCUAACGAUAAAGAUGACUCCGAUGAUGAUGAUGAUGAAUGAAGAUUGAUAUAUAUAAUAUGUAAUGCAUGCAUGAUAUAUUUUUUUAACUGAUUUAACACUUUUAAAUUUUGUCUUGACGAAAUAAAAAUGAGGAAUUGAAUUAUUUUUUGAUCAGCAUUAUACCGUAUUAUUUAUAAUUAUGCCAUAAAAAAUUCACUUCUUAAUUGUCUAAUGAAGUUUAGUAUAUAUAAUAUAAAAAAAUAUUAAUUUCGGUAAAUACAUUGCUAAAGUAAAUCGCAAGUAAAUUAUAUUCCUCUAAAACAGUGAACGGAAAACAUAAUAUACAUCUGGCCGGGUAGUAGCUCAGAUUUUAUUAUAUGUUGAUGUGUGUACGCAAUGUAGAGGUCUGCCGUGAUCAAUAUAAGUUUUUAAGACUAUAAUAAACAGCAUAUAUUAUUAUAUCAAUGGCAGAUCUGGUCAAUUACUUUCAAAAUUUUAUUUUUUUAGCAUUUUCAAAGUGGUCUGCCACAAAGUAAAAUGCGCGAUAAUGGUCUGCCAUUCUUAUUUUCCGAUAAUAAUAAUCAUAUAUUGUAUGUAUAUGUAUAUGUGUAUAAGACUUGUUGCGCGGGUAGUCACAGAAAACACACGAGUUUUUCGUUCACAUUUGUUAAAAUUGAUUUAAAAUAUUAACAAAAGUCUUUUUUGAGAAAUUGACCAUUUAUUGUGAUAAGUACUAGUGUCUGCCUGCUGGGAAGUGUUAUUCUCCUGUUUUAAAUAUUUACUGAUUUCAAGAUGAAUGUACUGCAAAGUAGUUUGUCAGACUUGUCGGAGCACUUUUACAAGAAGAUGGCUGAUUUUGAGGCAAAGCUUCAUCCACAGUCAGUAUCAUCUCCCUCAACAUCUUCUCCGGACCUGGCUGCUGAGUUUGCAGUGUUUCGAGCAUUUAUCACUGAGGCUGUGUCGGGUCUACAAAAACAGAUUGAGGUUCUGUCUCACAAACUUGAUCACAUGGAGAUGCAUGGCCGCAGGAAGAUGUUGCUUUUCCACGGGGUGGUUGAACAGAAACAAGAAAAUACAUUCGAAAUUGUGGCCGACAUAUUGAAAAAACAUUUUUCAUUAAAUACUGUUUCAGUUCACGAUAUUAAAUGGUGUAACAGAAUGAGACAGCCUUCUGCCAGGGAAAGGGCACGACCGAUCUUGGUGAAGUUCCAUGAUUUUAGUUUCCGCAAUAAGAUCUGGUUUAGUAAGUCUCAAUUAAAAAGGACUGGGAUAACGGUUUCCGAAUUUCUUACGAAACAACGGCACGAUGUUUUCAUGGCAGCACGGGACAAGUUUGGAGUAACGAACUCGUGGACUAAAGAAGGCACAGUUUAUGUUCUCGGCUCAGAUGGCAAAAGACAUCGGGUGUACUGCCGUAGACAACUGAUUGAAAUUGAUAGGCACACCGUGGAGACUGUUCCUGUACAAACUGCCGCAAAACCAAACACGGCGUCUGUUGCACCAAAGCUUAAGCGUGCGGCCGCCCGUAAAUGAAGAUUCAUUUUAUUCUGCAUUUUUCAUUUUAUUUCUGCUACUAUUACUUUCAUCUUCAGGUCGAAUUCAUAUUCAGGUCGAAUUCAUAUUUGUUUUUCGGGUAGUAUAAGGUUUGUACAUGAGUAUUUCUGCUGAAUAAGGCGGAUUAAGCGAAUAGUUCCAAUCUGCUUAGUUGUUGUGUUCAUACUCAGUUCAUACAUUUAUUUUGUACUCUGCAUAAUUUAACAUAUUACUUGUUUAUGUAAAUGUAAUAAAUUUAACGCUCAACGACAUCACAACAACAAACACUUUUACCACAGAUAAUACUUUGACAAGCACAGAUUAUAUUCUAAUAUAGAUAACUUCGCGUGUUGUGUCAUAGAGUAAGUAUUUCGAUAUAAAUUUUUUUUUUUUUUUUUACGUAUAAUGUUGACUCCAACAAUAAUCUUGUGUUGACGAAGUCUUUCUUCUUAAUCUUUUUCCCAAGUUUUUUUUUAUUACGGCCUGAACUAUGAAUAAUUUGUCUUUAGUAGUUUUGUUUUGUUUUUAUUUGAAUUAUUAUUUUUCUUUUCUUUUCUUUAACUUCACGAAUAAUGUAAAUAUUUUUAUUUUCAGUUUUAUUUUUAUUUAUUGUUGUAACACUCAACCAGCGGGUGGACUGAAUGUUUGUAGUUGAAUUGUAACUACAUAACUUGUAAGUACAUUGGUUUAUUAAUAUUUAUUGUUUUGCUUCUUUACGCAACGACGCAUAUUAAUAAUUUUGUUUAGAAUAUUACCUGAUCUCAUUUUAUAUUUAUUAUAAUUUAAUCUUUAAUGUCGGAAACGGAAAGCGAUAUAGCUGAAAUAUUUUUCUCAGCAAGUAGUAAUGAUGCAAGUUUUACCAGUGUUCCUUCUUUGGCUGAGACACUAAUGUCGCAGUUUUCUGAUGGUUCCCGGAACUUUAAUGUUGUUCACAUUAAUGCCCAGAGCGUACCAGCACAUUUUCCUGAUAUGCUGGCAAGUUUUAGCUGUGAGAACAUCCACGCCAUUCUUAUUUCCGAAUCAUGGCUUAAGCCUUGUCUCCCUUCAUGUUCGUAUGCUUUACCUGGCUUCCGUCUUAUUCGCAACGAUCGCAUAAGUGGUGGUGGCGGUGGUGUAGCCAUAUAUCUCCGUACACACAUUGAGUAUACAAUAAUUAGUCUGUCUGCACAGCCUCCUCCACCUAAUGCCGGUGAGCAUCUUUUUCUGGAAGUGGAGCUAAACCACCGUAAAGUUCUCUUGGGUGUCUACUACUCACCCUCGUCACAUUUAGAUUUUUUCUCAUCCUUUGAAGGCAUCCUCGAAACUUUAGUUCCUUCUUACAACCAUUGCAUAAUAAUGGGUGAUUUUAACACAUGUCUUCUUAAAAGUAAUAGUCGUUCUUCUUCUUUUCUAUCUGUUACCAAAUCUUGUAAUUUAUCUAUUCUCCCCUUAAAUGCUACACACACUUUCCCCAACUGUACCCCGUCACUUCUUGACCUAAUUUUGAUUAGCUCUCGAGAUCACGUCGCUAAACACGGACAGUGCUCAGCCGAUGCGUUUUCUUACCACGAUUUACUUUUCCUUUCUUAUAAGAUUCGCCCCCCCAAGGCCAAAUCUAGAAUCCUCUUGCAACGCAAUUUUGGUGGUAUAGACCUGGAUAACCUUCGUGAAGAUGCUAGUGGUAUUGACUGGGACCCCUUAUUUGCAUGUGACGACUGUGACGAAAAGGUUAAGCUCCUUACAACACUUUUAACAGAACUAUACGAUAAACAUGCACCGAUCCGUCCGGUAAGGCUUAAGCAUUUACCCUCGCCUUGGCUUACGGAGGAACUCAAAAUAUUAUUAUCUAAAAAAGCAGCAUCCAAGGCAAGGUUCAAGAGAAUACCUACAGUUGAGAAUCGUAAUAAUUACAUGCGGAUUCGAAAUCGCUGCAACAGGAUGUGUAGGGAUGCUCAACGCCAACAUAUUCAUACUUCUGUAGAAAAUGGAGAUCCGGUGAAGGUCUGGAAAUUUCUUAGAACUUUGGGGAUUGGAAAGACACGUCAUGUGAUACCCCCUUCUGACGUGAAUUUAAAUGCAUUAAAUUUACAUUUUUCAACUUCGUCCAAUUUUGAUGUGACAGUUAAAUCGAAUACAAUGAACUCUCUUUCAAAUCUCCCGACCCCGGAUUUUUCACCGUUUAUUUUCAAUCACUUAACGGCUUGUGGUGUUAAGAAGAGCAUCUUAUCUAUUACUUCUAAUGCAGUCGGUGCUGACAAUUUGAGCCGAAAUAUGAUCCUACCAAUCCUUGAUGAAAUCCUUCCUGUAAUUACGCAUAUCAUGAAUUACUCUUUGAGUAAUGGUACCUUUCCCUUUGCCUGGAAGGACGCGCAAAUUACACCUCUGCCUAAAAAGCCUAAUCCCAAAUCAUUUUCCGAGUAUCGUCCUAUAUCCAUCUUAUCUUUCCUAUCCAAGGUUUUAGAACGGCUUAUUCAUGCACAGCUGAGUGAAUUCCUUUAUGAAAAUAAUCUCUUAAAUCCCUUCCAAUCUGGUUUCCGUCCUGGUCACAGUACUACGACUGCAUUGGUAAAUAUCACGGAUGAUAUUAGGCUCGGCAUGGAGAGGGGAAUGUUGACGGUGCUUGCAUUGCUUGACUUUAGUAAUGCUUUCAACACCGUUGAUAUUGACAUUCUCCUUGCUACACUUAGCUCUCUUAACACAUCUCCAUCCGUAGUUGAUUGGUUUCGUAGUUACCUGUCUGGUCGCCGGCAGCGUGUUCGCAUCGAAGAUAAUUUUUCUUCGUGGUGUGACACAUUCGUGGGUGUUCCGCAGGGUGGCGUUUUAUCUCCAUUGCUCUUCGCGAUAUAUAUUAAUUCUGUCUCCAACCAUCUCAUUUCCUCCUACCACUUGUAUGCAGACGAUCUCCAGCUUUAUACGCAAGCCCCGGUGGAAGAAUUGCCUCUUGCUUGCACCAAAGUAAAUAAUGACUUACUUAGUAUAACAAAUUGGAGUAAAUCUUAUGGGCUGCAAAUAAAUCCGACAAAAACUCAGGUCAUUAUUGUCGGUGCACCUAGAAGGCUUGCGACAGUUGAUUGGACGCGAAUUCCCCCAAUUUCAAUUGAUGGAGUUCAAAUACCAGUUAGUGAUAAGGUGAGAAACUUGGGUAUCUUUGUAGAUAGGCAUAUGUCAUGGGAUGCACAAAUUAAAGAAACUUGUCGAAAGAUUUAUGCGGCUGCAGGAUCCUUAAGACGUCUGCGAAAUUUUCUCCCUACUGCCACCAAGACUGCGCUUGCACAAUCUCUUCUUCUCCCCAUCCUUGAUUAUGCUGAUGUUAGCUAUCUCGAUCUCACUGAAGCACAAUUAAAUAAACUAGAGCGUCUUCAAAAUUUCUGUUUAAGAUUUAUAUUUGGCUUACGAAAAUAUGAUCACGUCUCAGAAUUUCGCGCUAAGCUCAAGUGGCUGCCAAUUCGCCUUCGUCGGAAUGCUCAUAUUCUUUCUUUGCUCUAUACUGUUCUAUUUAAUCCUUCUUCUCCUUCUUAUCUCAAAAGACGCUUUGAGUUUAUCCGUGAUACACAUACCAUAUCCCUGAGAUCAACGGACAACAUGCAAUUAAUGAUGCCAGUGCAUUCGACAAGGUUCUACGAUCAUUCCUUUACUGUUCAAGCUAUUCGUUUGUGGAAUGCUCUCCCGGUACGUAUACGACAUGCUGAAACAUUAAAGUCGUUCAAACGCCUCAUUAAGGAACAUUUUUUAAAUACUAGUCAACCGAUUUAAUGUGUGAUAGGGUAAAUUUCUGAAAUUGGUAUCUACUUAAAUUGUAUAUGUUUCAAAGGUAUUUUAAGUAUCUUUUAUAUGUAAAUUGCUUAUUCUUAUUUAUGUGUAAAGAAGCAAAAUUUAAACUUAAUUUAUUUAUUUUUUAUUUCUAAUAAUUAUUAUUAUAUUAUAAUACUUUGUAUUAAUUUUAUGUAUAUUUACAGAGAUAUGUAUGUGUAUAUGUAUGUGUACAUAUAUGUAUAUGUAUUUCACUGGAAUGGUACACCGCGCGUAGUUCGUUUCCAAAUGAUUCUUGUCCACCUGAUGGUUGUCUGGAAGAGAUCGCUUUUAGCGAUAAGACCGCCAAUUGUACUUUUUGUUUUUAAUGUAUCGCACUGUUCAUUUGUUUUUUUUGGUGUACAAUAAAGAAUACUCUCUCUCU